This is a messenger RNA of Morchella importuna, 5115 nucleotides long. RefSeq lists its product as uncharacterized. The record is from RefSeq and is a predicted model, not a curated record. Gene Ontology annotation, biological process: protein O-linked glycosylation. Lineage: Eukaryota; Fungi; Ascomycota; Pezizomycetes; Pezizales; Morchellaceae. The transcript is spliced from 4 exons. Gene Ontology annotation, molecular function: glycosyltransferase activity; protein binding. Bases 1 to 5115 code for a protein of 1704 amino acids.
AUGCUCUUUCACCAUUCCUUGCAGCGGCAGUUUGACCAGUCGGAGCCUCAUUCAACUGCUGUUGUGGCUGCUUCUGCUUCUGCCACAAACACCCCUGCAUCAGCAGCAGCCAACGCUGCCCAUGCUCAGCUCUCGCACCCUUCUCUCCAUAGUUCCUCAACGACGCCCUACAGCUCGUUUCAACAUUACAACAAACUACCACAACCACAAACGCAACAGUCCGGUUUCGCGCAAGAAGCCAUGUCAAGUCGUCCAUUAUCAUUAUAUCGUGGACACUCAUCACCCUCGUUAAUACCUGUUCCGUCCCAGCAUACCUACCAAGAGAAUCUGCUGCGUCGCAAGACGCCCCAAGGAACAUUGGCCGCUGCCUACGAUGCUACCCCAAUAGAGUGGUCAACAGUCAGACCGACAAAACAAAUUCUACUUCCAAUACCACAAUCUAAUGUUCAACAACAGCAAUAUCCUCAACUUGAUCAAAGUCCUCGAUGGCAAGGCGUUGGGACCCAGGGAAAUCAGUCAUGGGAGGGGACGCUGGCGCUCAGAGGGGCCGAUAUAAAUUUGGGAAGCGGCUGUAUGGAUCCGACGAUAAUGUGGUCUACCAACUGCAACAAUCAGAUUCAGAUGCCAGUAAAUGACAACUUGGAUCCAUACGUGCGUGAAUUUCUCGUACGACAAGAACAAAUGCAUCCUAUAGCAGCGGACAACAUUUAUGCUGGUGGAAAACCAUAUGGUUUCCAGGCGUACUAUAACCCUAUUACCCCCCCAACAGCUUCAUGUGAGGACAUUAAUGGUUUUAUGGAUAUCGGUCACUACAAUGAUGUUCCUCGGGAUAGUAAUUUUUAUGGCCAUUAUGGCGCUUGGGGAAACGGUAAUCCCGCUCAAAACCAACUCCCACAAGCACCAAUCUACCAGAUAAAUGCCAUAUAUAACCCACCCCAACAAAUUGACAAUGCAAACAUUUGGCAACACCAAAUUCCUGCAGUGGACUCUGUAUCGAUACCAUUUCCGCAACACCUAACGGCCCAAUAUGGCCUGUCAAUCCCGCCAGCAGGUACCCCCGAGGCCCAGCUUCAACACCUUCAGCUUGACACGCAAUCACACGGCAUGAUGAUCCCGAACAGAGUAAAUCGCGAUAAAGUGUUGGCAUGGGCCCAUGGUGUGUAUGUCAAACUCUUAGCGUCGGUGCAAGAGCAACACCGACCAACGGAGGCCCGUGCACAACCCGGGGACAGAUCACGUGUUAAUAAUGGAUCAUCGAAGCCGAGCAUGUAUCGUCACCAAUCUGUCCAACCUCAAACAAACACCUGGAGACCCAAUGGAAUACAUCCCCAAUCUUCCCUAGGUGGGCAAGCACCAUUUCCUUCAGUCCAACAUGGAAUGCAUGAUGGAUUUGCCCCGAAUAGGGGAGACGGGGAUAGGUCAAAACGGAUGCGGCCUAACCCAGCACAAGAACAAAAUCAUCCUCGGAUUGGGACUUCUUCAUCACACUCACAGUUAUUAUUUGGCAAUAAUGAUGGAUAUCUCCGCAACGACGGUGUCACAAUACACGACGGAAGUGACGAUCUGGUUGAUAACGGGAAUGUUGAGAGCUGGAAUGGGGAUCAAUAUUUGGCAAAAAAACAACCGGUAGAUUGCUAUUCUGCCAGUCCUCUACAUCGCGCUUCAAGUGGGAUUGGGGGAUCUGGUGGGCCUUGGCCGCUAAAUUUAUCCCCUCAUAAUGGUCUUGGCGUCAUGCCGAACCCAUCACCAGUUUCAGCCGUAGGAUUAGCUGGGACAGCAUUAGAGAUGUUGAAUGCAUAUUGUGCAGAGAGCGGCUGGACAUGGCUGGAUGGAAUGCUUUUAGGAGGGUGCUUGGCAUACGGAUUGGGUGAUUUACCUAGAGCUAUGGGGUGGUACUUUAGAAUACUGGAGGCGGAUGAAAAUCACGUUGAGGCAUUGUCAAAUCUAGCCGCAACACUCCUUUCACUGGGUCGUCGUGAAGAAGCAGAAAGGUACUGGCAUCGAGCAGUCAGAAAAAGACCUAGUUAUUUCGAAGCUGUUGAACAUCUUGUUGGGCUGCUUUGUGGCGCCCAUCGUGGCAAAGAGGCUGUUGACAUCAUUAAUUUCGUGGAAGUGUCACUACGUCGACCGGGUCGAUUUGGCGCCCGAAAUCCAAGUUUCAGCAGUUCAUCGAGCGAUGAAUCGGUUCAAACAGCAUCCGAUAUUCAUUUUGAUUAUGAUGAGGACGAUGUCAGCCGCUUUACCAGGACCCACAAUAUUAUGAAUUAUGGGCUCAGCGAAUAUAUGAUACCGGCGUCAGAAAAUGGCCGCAUGCUUGGUCUGAUACAUGCUAAGGGAAAUACGUUAUAUCAACUGGGCGAUAACGCUGGAGCUGCGAGAGCAUUUGAGCAAGCCAUAUUGCUCGGUGCAGGUAUGCAGAGAGGUGGUGUUAGAGGGUUGAUAAACCGCAUUCUCGCCGUUCUCAAGGCUUCCAUCGACGGCGUUGUCAUACCCGAUAAUUUAGUCAUGAACGCUGUCCAUGGACCAGUCCUCUUGACUCCUCAGGCCGCCAUUCGUACCGCACAUCUUGUUUUCCAGCCAAGUGGCGAGCUUCCGGGACUCCGUGAUAUCUCAAACCCGGCGGCCAAGCGAGCGGCAAUCUCAACAACCAGUAAUUCACUAUUGUCACUUGCAAAAAUAUUUCAAGAUGGCAUGUCAUCCGGUAGCACCUUGGGUGCGCCUAGAUCUACUGCAGAAGUCAAGGACAUUCUGGCACUAUACUAUCUCUCCCUUUCGCUCCAUCCAAGCCCAUCGACAGCGAAUAACGUUGGAAUCCUCCUUGCCAGCGUCCAACCAGCCUCACCACUUAUUGUGGCUCCAUCACAACACCCGCAGGUUCCCGGGAUUGGAGCGGGAGUUAGACUUGCGUUGGACUACUAUUACUACGGCCUCAACUUAGACUCACGACAUGCACAUCUCUACACAAAUCUGGGCAGUUUGCUUAAGGAUAUCAAUCAAUUAAGCGCAGCAAUUAAAAUGUACGAACAGGCAGUCACUUGCGAUCCUAAAUUCGACAUUGCUCUUGCAAAUCUAGCAAAUGCAGUCAAGGAUCAAGGAAGGAUCGGAGAAGCUAUCGUGUUUUACCGUAGGGCCGUUGAUGUUAACCCAGACUUUGCGGAGGCUGUAUGCGGCUUGGCGAACGCUCUAAACAGUGUGUGCGACUGGAAAGGGAGAGGUGGUAUAGUCAGGGAUGACAAAGAUAGAUGGCAUGUGGAUGACAACAAACGGCUUAUUGACUCUAAAGGCAAUGGCACUGUAUGCAGUGGCUGGAUGAAGAGAGUGGUACAGAUUGUGGAGAAACAACUCAAAGAGGGUGAAAGUUGGGGGAAAGGAAUUGUUUCUGGAGAUGCGGGAGAGCUCUUGCUCAGGGAGCUUGAGAGGGCAUAUGGAUCGAAUUGGUCAGAAAAAAGAAGAACUGCUUUGAGGAAAAAUGUUGAAGGUUGGGCCGGAAAGCCUUAUGAGGGGGCUAAGGUCAUUAGGAUGAUCGAACGGGCGUCUCGAAAAACAGUGUGGAGAUGGUAUCAAGAGAAGUAUGUGCAAGGGCUUGAUAAGUCUAAAAGAGAGUAUCUUAGGCCCACUGUUCCAGCAAACUUGACCACGCCGAGCGCCCCAACAGUUUUACCUUUCCAUACUUUUACUUGUCCUUUAUCCGCAAAGCAAGUUCGUCAAAUAUCUCAACGGAAUGGACUGCGAAUAUCAUGUUCGACACUUCGGGCACCAUGGCUUCCCGUGCAUGUUUUCCCUCCACCAGCGCCACCUGCACCGUAUCUUAAAAUUGGCUAUGUAUCUUCCGACUUCAAUAACCAUCCAUUGGCGCACCUGAUGCAGUCUGUAUUUGGAUUACAUAACCCAUCUCGAGCCAAAGCCUAUUGUUAUGCUACUACCGCUAGUGAUAACUCGGACCAUCGGAAACAGAUUGAGAGGGAGGCGCCAGUAUUUUAUGAUGCCCACACCUGGGGACCUGACCGUUUGGUUCGACAGAUAGUUGAAGAUGGUAUUCAUAUACUGAUUAAUCUUAAUGGCUUCACUCGGGGUGCCCGAAACGAGGUUUUCGCAGCGAGACCAGCACCGAUUCAAAUGAGCUUCAUGGGGUUCGCCGGUACGCUUGGUGCUGAUUGGUGUGAUUAUAUCUAUGCCGACUCUACAGCUGUCCCAGCUAGAACUUUGAGGCCAUCAAGGCGCAACGUUGAGCUUGAGGACGAUGGACACGAGGGCGCGAGCGAAGACAAUGAUGAUUGGGUGUAUUCAGAGAACAUAGUCUUUGCGAAGUAUACCUUCUUCUGUUGCGACCAUAGACAAAGCGCCCCGGACUCUAAAUCAAGGCAAUUAAGCUGGGAAGAAGAGCAAGCAAGAAGAUGGGCAAAGAGGAAGGAGUUGUUCCCAAAAUUGCGGUCUGACGCUGUGAUUCUUGGGAAUUUCAACCAGCUGUAUAAGAUCGAGCCCACAACGUUUAGGACCUGGCUUCGCAUCCUUGCCCGUGUUCCGAAGGCCGUCCUAUGGCUUCUACGCUUCCCUGACCUUGGGGAAACAAAUCUUAAAGACUUGGCCCAGGAAUGGGCCGGCGAAGAAGUCACUUCGCGUAUCAUCUUUACCGAUGUUGCACCAAAGCUUCAACAUAUAUCAAGGGCCCAGGUUUGCGACGUGUUCCUCGACACGCCCGAAUGCAACGCCCACACCACUGCGGCGGACGUGCUUUGGUCUGGAACGCCACUUUUAACAUUCCCUCGUCAUCAAUAUAAGAUGUGUUCUCGAAUAGCAGCAAGUAUUCUUCGAGCUGCUGUUCCGCAGACAGCAGAAGGGAAAGCAACUGCAAAUAGUUUAAUAGUCGCUAGCGAAGACGAAUAUGAAGAUCGUGCUGUUGAAUUGGCAAAUGGGCUGGUUUAUGGAGAGGAAGGAAAGGGAAAUGGAGAAUUGAACGAUGUUAGAAAGGUCCUGUUCGAGCACAGGUGGAAAAGCGCGCUGUUUGAUACAAAGCGUUGGGUUAGCGAUUUAGAAGAUGCAUACGAAGAAGCAUGGAAGAGAUGGGUAAAUGCGGAAGGUGGGGACAUCUACUUGGAUGACCUGAAAAGAAAGUGA